Molecule: messenger RNA, 432 nt
Organism: Talaromyces rugulosus
Lineage: Eukaryota; Fungi; Ascomycota; Eurotiomycetes; Eurotiales; Trichocomaceae
Exons: 1
Coding region: 1-432 (143 amino acids)
Source: RefSeq, a predicted model, not a curated record
AUGCAAGACCUAAGACCAUUGAAGACUCUUACUCUUUUCCUUCUCCUCAUUUUAUCGUCCCACACCGUUUCCCUAAGCAGCUGCAUCACCAACUGUAUCGCUCGCUACCCCGAGAACUCUGCGUGCACUGGUAGCGAAUCCGGCCAGGCUCUUGCGGACUGUACCUGUGCAACGUUUAACGGCUAUAACGACCAGCUACUCGUGUGUGCCCGAGGGUGCCCGUCAACCGACGUUGCUGCCUUUGCGACAAAUAUUCCGACAGAAUGCCGCUCAACUCUCCUUCCAGGUGUCUCUGCUACAGCGACAGCCACAUCAGAAAUGGCUUCUGCAACAGCAACCGUGGCAACGGGGGAGGCGCAAAUGAAUCAGAAUCCUGUAGGGCUGAGUGUGGUUGUCGUUGUGACUGCAAUCAUCAAUGUGUAUGCAUUGUGA